Molecule: messenger RNA, 1512 nt
Organism: Neoarius graeffei (lesser salmon catfish)
Lineage: Eukaryota; Metazoa; Chordata; Actinopteri; Siluriformes; Ariidae
Product: serine hydroxymethyltransferase, cytosolic-like
Exons: 12
Coding region: 1-1512 (503 amino acids)
Biological process (GO): tetrahydrofolate interconversion; L-serine catabolic process; purine nucleobase biosynthetic process
Cellular component (GO): nucleus; cytoplasm; cytosol
Molecular function (GO): glycine hydroxymethyltransferase activity; protein homodimerization activity; mRNA 5'-UTR binding
Source: RefSeq, a predicted model, not a curated record
AUGUCGGAGGCAGUUCUGGAAACAUGUCAGGGACCUCUGGAGAAUCUCCUUGUUCUGCCUGGAGAUAAUAAGCAGAUAGAAAAUGUUUAUUACUUCAACAAAAGGACACGGGAGUCACAUGACCGCAUGAUGCAGGAGCCUCUCAGCAUUAAUGAUCCAGAGGUCUUUAACAUCAUUCAGAAGGAGAAAAGGAGACAGAUAUAUAGCUUAUCACUUAAUGCAUCCGAGAACUUUACCAGUCGUGCUGUUUCAGAGGUCUUGAGCUCAUGCAUAAUCAACAAAUCUUUUCAAAUCAGCUUUCAAUACUCUGGCGAUACAGAGAGUGUGGAUGAAUUGGAGCAUCUCUGUCAGCAAAGAGCUUUGAAGGUUUAUGGACUUGAUCCAGAAAAAUGGGGUGUAAAUGUGCAUCCUCAUUCUGGGUCAUCUGCCAACUUUGCUGUGUACAUCGCAGUAGUGGAGCCUCAUGGGAGGCUCAUGGGUCUGGAUCCCUCUGAUGGUGGCCACCGGAGCCAUGGAUUAAUAAUAGACAAAGAGAAAUUCUCUGCCACCUCUCUUUUCUUUGAAUCAAUGUCAUACAAGGUCAACCAAGAGAGUGGUUACAUUGAUUACAACCAACUAGCAGAAAAUGCUCGUUUAUUCAAGCCAAAACUAAUAAUUGCAGGUACCAGCUGCUACUCACGUAACCUGGAUUAUAGCCGUCUGCGAAACAUAGCAGAUGAGAAUGGGGCUUACCUGAUGGGUGACAUGGCCCACAUUUCUGGACUUGUUGCAACUAGUGUGGUUCCAUCUCCCUUUGAUUACUGUGAUAUUGUUACAACCUCCACCUAUAAAACCCUGAGAGGUAGCAGAGGUGGCGCCAUAUUUUACAGGAAAGGUGUGCGCAGUGUGGAUCCAAAAACAGGAAAGGAAACUCUUUACAACCUGGAGAGGUUGAUCUGUGAAGCUGUGUUUCCAAGGCUCCAGGGAGGCCAUCACAACCAUUCCAUUGCAGGACUUGCUGUAGCAUUGAAGCAGGCACUGACUCCCGAAUUCAAGGCCUACCAGGUACAAGUGCUGGCAAAUAGCAAGACUUUAGCAUCUUCUUUAACAGAAAAGGGCUACAAAAUUGUCACAGGUGGUACAGAUACUCACCUGUUAUUGCUUGACCUUCGUCCGAAUGGAAUUGAUGGAAUCAGGGCAGAGAAGGUGCUAGAGGACUGCGCCAUUGGCUGCAUGAGGAACCCUUGUCCAGGUGAUGGUGCAUUGCAAGCCUCUGGCCUUCGGUUAGGCACGCCUGCUCUCACAUCACGAGGGUUAGUGGAGGAAGAUUUCUGCCUCGUGGCAGAGUUAAUUCACAAAGGCAUUCAGUUGGCUGUGGAGAUCCAGACAAACAUGAACCCACAAUCUACUUUCAAGGAGUUCAAGGAAACUCUGGCUCAGCAUGAGGAAUAUCAAAAGAGAGUAAGAGAAAUCCGAGAUGAGGUUGAGGCUUUUGCUGGAACAUUCCCCAUGCCUGGACUGCCUGAGCUAUGA